Molecule: messenger RNA, 1323 nt
Organism: Colletotrichum acutatum
Lineage: Eukaryota; Fungi; Ascomycota; Sordariomycetes; Glomerellales; Glomerellaceae
Exons: 2
Coding region: 1-1035 (344 amino acids)
Biological process (GO): protein phosphorylation
Molecular function (GO): protein kinase activity; ATP binding
Source: RefSeq, a predicted model, not a curated record
AUGAAAGGUCGUAGUUGGAGCCCUAUCGGGGCUCGCCGGAGGGGGCUGAAGUCGUUCACCGCACGGAUGACACUUCGGCUUCUGGCAAUUGCUUCCGUCGUUGUCAUGUAUCAUUUAUUGGACCUUCAUUUCCGCUAUCGAGAGGAUAUGAGAGUCAAAUAUCUCCCGACGCAGUUCGACUCCCUUUCGGAUUAUGACGAGGCCAUCCUUUCAAGCACCAGAUGGGAAGUCGAUUCCGAUACCGCAAGUUCUGGACGUGGCAUCUUACUCGACAACCGGCGCCAUUGGAAGAAGCUUGGAAAAGGCAGGGAGGGUGAAACAUUCACAUUCAACAAUACUGUCAUCAAAGUCUACAACGAGGAAACCAGUCCUUUUCGGAAUUGCAUUCAAGGCACAGAUGCGUCUGCGAGAAGAUGGCCCACAGAGAUACCUGCGAGUCUGAUCAUGGGCGGACGCAAUGACGGCUCGAAAUUACUGGACGAUGAGCGAUACAGAGAGCACUUCGUCCCUGUCAAAGACUACUUUUUGGCUGCUACGGAACCGUUGGGGACACCGAGAUGGCACUUCGUCUCUCCGUUCCUCAAGUCAGGCACCCUUAAACACUUGGCGAAGAAGCUGCGUAAAUCUAGCAACCGGCACUCAUAUCGUGAGCUCGAUCAAAUGUUCAGGCCAUCUUUCGAGUCGCUCCUCUCAGCACUCGAUAGCUUGCACAUGGCGCACGACCUGUGUCACGACGACGUCAAGCUAGAAAACAUCUUCGUGGCAUCCGAGCAUGAUCCUAGAAAGUGGAAAAUCGGCGACCUUGGCAACGCGCGCGAGCCCGAUCACCCAUAUCACUAUACGCCGCUGUGGGUUGCGGACACGCCUCAGCUUCGCGACUGUCGCGCCAACGAUGCGCUGCGCCUGACGAAGGCGUACUUCCAAUUCCUUCGCGCCUCGAGCGGGAACCCCGACGCUCGCCCGCUCCCUGACGCCGGUCUCGGCGGCGCAGAUUUGGCAGCUCUCGGCUGUUUACCCACCCCAAUUGGUUGGUGAUAAAACGCCGUGGAUGACGAUGCAGCCUACACAAGUUGGGUUUUCUCGCGGCUGGGCGCCAACGGCCGAGGCCUUACUUGGUUGGAAGGGGUCCUUGAGAAGUGCCGUGAAAAAGGAGCUGAGGGUUGGAGCCAAGGAGAGCAUGGGCAGACUUUUCGGAUUGACCCGACUUUUGGGAAUCCCAGUUGAAGCUUGUCAGGCUACCUGAGGCCUCGGAAUUGAGCCUCAGGAAUGGAUUGAGGAGUUUGAAAAGGCUUAAUAUUAAGAAGAGGCCAGAGUCAUCGUAGA